AUGGCUGUGAGCGAGUAUGCUGACAGACCUCUCACCAAUCCGGACCUUCCUCCACGGAAUGUAACUGGGUUCAAAUGGGUUCUUGUGGUUUUGUCAAUUCUAUCGGCGAUCUUCUUGUUCGCAUUGGACAACACGAUCGUCGCCGAUGUUCAACCCAAGAUUGUCGACUCUUUUGGCGAAAUCAACAAACUGCCGUGGAUUUCCGUUUCCUUUGCCCUCGGUGGUGUCGCCGUCAACUUAGUCUGGGGCAAGGUCUUUGCUCAGUUCGAAACGAAGAAGUCCUUCCUCAUUACCGUCAUCCUCUUCGAAGUCGGCUCGGCAGUAUGUGGUGCGGCACCGACGAUGAAUGCCUUGAUCGUGGGACGAACUAUUUGUGGUGUCGGUGGCUCUGGUAUCUAUCUUGGGGCAAUCAACCUUCUUUCCAACAGUACGACGGAGGCCGAGAGACCUGGUUACCUUGGAUCUGUUGGAUUGACUUGGGGAAUUGGGACCGUGCUUGGACCCAUCAUUGGAGGAGCCUUCGCUGACUCCAAGGCAACCUGGCGAUGGAGCUUCUACAUCAACCUCUGCGUGGGAGCGUUGGCCGCCCCCAUUUACUUAUGGCUCCUCGAGACACACGACCCUAGACCGACCGCUUCUUGGAAAUCCCGCAUUCAGCACAUCGAUAUCCUGGGUGCCAUCCUGAGUGCAGGUGGAUUUGUUUCUGGGAUCAUGGCUAUCGCCUUUGGAGGUGCUAUGUUCGAAUGGAACAGUGGAAGGAUCAUCGGUCUCUUUGUCUGCUCCGGCGUGCUGUGGAUCUUGUUCGGAAUUCAGCAAGUCUUCUUCACAACACCCGAGACUCGCCUCUUCCCUCUUGAGUUCCUCAAAUCAUACGAGCAGGUAGUUCUCUUUGUUCUGGUGGCAGCUGCGGUCACUUGCGCUUUUGUUCCCGUCUACUUCAUUCCUCUCUACUUCCAGUUCGUUUUCGGGGAUUCUGCGACACAGGCAGGUGUGCGACUCUUGCCCUUUGUGUUCAUCAUGGUCUUCGCCGUCAUCUCAAAUGGUAUCCUCAUGGGAAUCAUUGGAUACUACAUGCCUUGGUACCUCGUUGGCGGCGUUCUGGUUGUUAUCGGUGCGUCGCUUAUGCACACGGUCACCCUCGAAUCCAGCACCUCCAGGAUUUACGGCUACAGUGUGAUCUUGGCUCUAGGCACAGGGCUUUAUUCACAAGCAUCGUUCCCGGUCUCACAGGCGAAGGGUGGUCCUUCGAAGGUCGCUUCGUCCACUGCCUUUAUUGGCUGCGGUCAGAUUGGCGGUAUCGCCCUGGGUUUGACUAUCUCCAACAGCAUUUUCAUCAAUCAGGCGACGAACAAGAUCUCGGCAGUGAUGCCCGAUGCAGACAAGGAUCUGAUUCAAAUGGCCAUCAGCGGUGCCGGGGGGCCCUUCUUCAAAUCGCUUUCUUCCACCCAACAGGUUGCCGUACAGAGGGCACUGGUGUCGACUAUCGGCAAUAUCUACUAUAUGCUUGUCGCAGCCGGAGCUCUAACCGUGGUUCUGUCUCUGUUCAUGAAGCGAGAGAAGCUUUUUGUGCAGUCUAAGAAGGACACAUCGGAGCCUUCGGUGGAGGAGCCAGUGCAGGCGAUUGUGGAGAACAAGCCGGUAGCAAGCAAUUAUUAG
Aspergillus steynii IBT 23096 is the source of this 1656-nucleotide messenger RNA. RefSeq names its product putative MFS drug efflux transporter. The record is from RefSeq and is a predicted model, not a curated record. Bases 1 to 1656 code for a protein of 551 amino acids. Gene Ontology annotation, biological process: transmembrane transport. Lineage: Eukaryota; Fungi; Ascomycota; Eurotiomycetes; Eurotiales; Aspergillaceae. Gene Ontology annotation, molecular function: transmembrane transporter activity. The transcript has 3 exons.